Messenger RNA from Brachypodium distachyon (stiff brome), 2286 nucleotides. RefSeq names its product glucose-1-phosphate adenylyltransferase large subunit 3, chloroplastic/amyloplastic. The record is from RefSeq and is a predicted model, not a curated record. The coding region runs from base 347 to 1915 and encodes 522 amino acids. Gene Ontology annotation, biological process: glycogen biosynthetic process. Gene Ontology annotation, molecular function: glucose-1-phosphate adenylyltransferase activity. The transcript has 16 exons. NCBI's taxonomy places the organism in Eukaryota, Viridiplantae, Streptophyta, Magnoliopsida, Poales, Poaceae.
ACUACGCUUCUGCAGCUGCGGGUGUUACACUCGUCUGCAAACUUUUUCCAGUUCCAAGUUACUUUGCUUCGUUUUUGAGUUCAGAAGAAGAGGAGGAAGAUUAUUCCAGUCACCAGAUCACAGGACAGGAUCUUGUGAGAUUCACAUGGGACUCUCCUGAAAAGAAGGCAGAAAGUCUUGUUCCUUUUCUUUUUCUUUUUCCAACCACCCUUCUCUGUUGAUCUGUGCUUCUUUCCUUCGCUUUCCAACUCUUCCUGCUUCUGUAGCAUCGACGGCUCUGUAUCAUGUCCUUUAUUCAGUGAUCAUUGUUCUGAUCCCUUUUACUAAGGGCUUUGAGAAAAAGUCAAUGUCUAGGAUGCAGUUCAGCAGCGUGCUCCCCCUGGAGGGUAAAGCUUGUGUGAGCCCACUGAGGAGGAAUGUCGAGAGCUCUGGCAGUGAGAGGAUCAGGAUUGGGGACAGCAGCACCAUCAAGCAUGAGAGGGCAUUGAGGAGGAUGUGUUUCGGUGCUAGGGGCGCCGCCAGCGGCGCUCAGUGUGUGCUCACCUCAGAUGCUAGCCCAGACACCCUUGUUGUCCGAACCUCCUUCAGGAGGAAUUAUGCUGAUCCAAACGAGGUUGCAGCAGUCAUAUUGGGUGGUGGCACUGGGACUCAGCUUUUCCCUCUCACAAGCACAAGGGCCACACCUGCUGUUCCUAUUGGAGGAUGUUACAGGCUUAUUGAUAUUCCUAUGAGCAAUUGCUUCAACAGUGGCAUAAACAAGAUAUUCGUCAUGACUCAGUUCAACUCAGCCUCUCUUAAUCGUCACAUUCACCGCACAUACCUCGGUGGGGGAAUCAAUUUCACUGAUGGAUCUGUUGAGGUAUUGGCUGCAACCCAAAUGCCUGGCGAGGCUGCUGGAUGGUUCCGAGGAACAGCAGACGCCGUCAGAAAAUUUAUCUGGGUACUUGAGGACUAUUAUAAGCAUAAAUCUAUAGAGCACAUAUUAAUCUUGUCAGGAGAUCAGCUUUAUCGUAUGGAUUACAUGGAGCUUGUGCAGAAACAUGUUGAUGACAAUGCUGACAUUACUUUAUCAUGUGCUCCUGUUGGAGAGAGCCGGGCAUCUGAAUAUGGACUAGUGAAGUUCGACAGUUCAGGCCGUGUGAUCCAAUUUUCUGAGAAGCCGAAGGGUGUCGACUUGGAAGCAAUGAAAGUGGAUACCAGCUUUCUCAAUUUUGCCAUAGACGAUCCAGCUAAGUUCCCCUACAUUGCUUCCAUGGGAGUUUAUGUCUUCAAAAGAGAUGUUCUUUUAAACCUUCUAAAGUCAAGAUAUGCAGAACUACAUGACUUUGGGUCUGAAAUCCUCCCGAGAGCUCUACAUGAGCACAAUGUACAGGCAUAUGUCUUUACUGAUUACUGGGAGGACAUUGGAACAAUCAGAUCGUUCUUUGAUGCAAACAUGGCCCUCUGCGAGCAGCCUCCAAAGUUUGAGUUUUAUGAUCCAAAAACUCCCUUCUUCACUUCUCCUAGAUACUUACCGCCAACCAAGUCAGACAAGUGCAGGAUCAAAGAAGCAAUCAUUUCGCACGGAUGCUUCUUGCGCGAAUGUACCAUCGAGCAUUCCAUCGUCGGUGUCCGUUCACGCCUAAACUCUGGGUGCGAGCUUAAGAAUGCGAUGAUGAUGGGUGCGGAUCUGUACGAGACAGAAGACGAGAUCUCAAGGCUACUGUCUGAGGGCAAGGUCCCCAUUGGUGUAGGGGAGAACGCAAAGAUCAGCAACUGCAUCAUCGACAUGAACGCGAGGAUCGGAAGGGACGUGAUCAUCGCAAACAGCGAGGGCGUCGAAGAAGCCGAUAGGGCAGAGGAAGGGUACUACAUCAGGUCAGGAAUCGUGGUGAUACUGAAGAACGCGACUAUCAAGGACGGCACCGUCGUGUAGAGCCGUGGCCGGUGGCAUGACCCCGUUGCAACGACAAAGUUCCGCACCUGCACCGCAGCAGCACCGUCUUCUCGAAAGGUUCCGGAGAUGCGCUGCACCGAACUGAACUGAGUCUUCAGAAGAGGAAGGACCCCCGGAGACGUUGGGAGCUUAGGAUGAUAGAGAGGUGGCGGAGGCUGCAUUAGUAAUUCAGUAGUGGCAAGUAGAGAGAACCAGUUGUUGUUGUUGUUGUUGUCCUAAAUUCCCCUUUAAUAAUAAGCUGCGUGUUUGAGGUAAAUUGUCGCAGCCAAAACCCUCAGGGGAUCGUCGGUUUGUCGUGUAAAUAAACCUUGAGAUCUUCAAACAAAAGAAAAACAUGGUUUGUUUAUUCU